Myotis lucifugus (little brown bat) is the source of this 1827-nucleotide messenger RNA. RefSeq names its product myogenic differentiation 1 (gene MYOD1). The transcript is spliced from 3 exons. The record is from RefSeq and is a predicted model, not a curated record. Gene Ontology annotation, biological process: positive regulation of myoblast differentiation; muscle organ development; regulation of transcription by RNA polymerase II. Bases 208 to 1164 code for a protein of 318 amino acids. NCBI's taxonomy places the organism in Eukaryota, Metazoa, Chordata, Mammalia, Chiroptera, Vespertilionidae. Gene Ontology annotation, molecular function: DNA-binding transcription factor activity, RNA polymerase II-specific; protein dimerization activity; RNA polymerase II cis-regulatory region sequence-specific DNA binding.
CCCAGGGCACUGCCGCCACUUUCCCGGGUGCCCGUCAGGCCGGACCCAACAGGGUAGGGUGGGGGGUGAGCGGGUAUACAUCCAGACCCCCGGAGCACUUUGCUCUCACACGGCGCCAGUCCGGGGCUCCAGGGUGGCAGAAAGUUUAGGGCAACCCUUGCCGCUGGGGUUGGGCAAAGCCAGGACUGCGCCGCCCCGGGCCGAGAUAUGGAGCUGCUGUCGCCACCGCUACGCGACGUAGACUUGACGGGUCCCGACGGCUCUCUCUGCAACUUCGCUACAGCGGACGACUUCUACGAUGACCCGUGUUUCGACUCCCCGGACCUGCGCUUCUUUGAGGACCUGGACCCGCGCCUCGUGCACGUGGGCGCAUUUCUGAAACCUGAGGACUCCCACUUCCCUGCGGCUGUGCACCCGGCCCCCGGCGCCCGCGAGGACGAGCAUGUGCGCGCGCCUAGUGGGCACCACCAGGCGGGCCGCUGUCUACUCUGGGCUUGCAAGGCGUGCAAGCGCAAGACCACUAACGCCGACCGCCGCAAGGCUGCCACCAUGCGCGAGCGGCGCCGCCUGAGCAAAGUCAACGAGGCCUUCGAGACGCUCAAGCGCUGCACGUCUAGCAAUCCUAACCAGCGGCUGCCCAAGGUGGAGAUCCUGCGCAACGCCAUCCGCUACAUCGAGGGACUGCAGGCGCUGCUACGCGACCAGGACGCCGCGCCCCCUGGCGCCGCGGCUGCCUUCUACGCGCCCGGCCCGCUGCCUUCUGGCCGCGGAGGCGAGCACUACAGCGGCGACUCCGACGCAUCCAGCCCGCGCUCCAACUGCUCCGACGGCAUGAUGGAUUACAGCGGCCCCACCAGCGGCGCCCGGCGACGGAACUGCUACGAUGGCUCCUACUUCAGCCAGGCGCCCAGCGAACCGAGGCCCGGGAAGAGCGCUGCAGUGUCGAGCCUCGACUGCCUGUCCAGCAUCGUGGAGCGCAUCUCCACCGAGAGCCCCGCCGCGCCCGCGCUUCUGCUGGCCGACCCGCCGCCCGAGUCGUCCCCGGGCGCGCACGAGGCGGCCGCCCCGGAAGAGGACGAUCGCGGCGCCCCAACCCCUACCCCCGAUGUUGCGCCGCAGUGCCCCGGGGGCGCGAACCCCAAUCCGAUCUACCAGGUGCUCUGAGGGUGUCGACCGCCCGUGUGGAAGGACGACGCUAUCCACCGCCCGAGGGAUGGUGCCCCUAGGGUCCCCUCGCGCCCAAAAGAUUGAACCACUGCCCCCAAUCGCGCUUUAAAAGCAAUCCCUCGCGAGGGAGGAGAGGCGGGAGAACUGACGUGUUUCCGCCUUUGUACCCCAGAGCAAGGACACAGUCCUUUUUCCCCCACGCAGCACCCUUUCCCUGAGACCCACUGCGAUGACCGGUCUGUGUUCCUCCGUGGGCCAGAGCUGAUCCUAGAGGGGCCAGGCCCUUCCUCUUCCUCACCCCUUUGCCUCGUGGGUGGGACUCGCGCAGACCUAGGCCCGAACUCAGACGCCGGGUUCCCUUAUGCGGUCUCCUUUCGUGAGCCCUGGAGACAUCAGCUCUUUCCCACCCCCCCUGCGCGCCGAGCUCCCGUCCCAAGCGUAACAAGUGUAACUGUAACCUCUCCCACUCCCUAUUCAGGACCACUUUUUGUAAUACUUUUGUAAUCUAUUCCUGUAAAUAAGAGUUGCUUUGCCCGAGCAGAAGCCCCUAGGGCUGUAUUUAUCUCUGAGGCAUGGUGUGCAGUGCGAAAGGAACUUUGUAUGUUUAUACCAAAGGGGGGCGAGCCGCUGGCCUCGCUCAUGUGUUGGAAAUAAAAAUGC